This is a messenger RNA of Arachis stenosperma, 546 nucleotides long. RefSeq lists its product as uncharacterized. Gene Ontology annotation, molecular function: endonuclease activity; DNA binding. The transcript has a single exon. Lineage: Eukaryota; Viridiplantae; Streptophyta; Magnoliopsida; Fabales; Fabaceae. The record is from RefSeq and is a predicted model, not a curated record. Gene Ontology annotation, biological process: DNA repair. Bases 1 to 546 code for a protein of 181 amino acids.
AUGAUCAUUUUUUAUUGGAAUGCUAGAGGGGUUGUUGGCCCAAGCUUUGCAAAGACAUUAUGGGAAUAUACUCAGCAAUUUAAACCUGACUUGGUUGCGAUUCAGGAGACCAAGUGUGGGGGAGAAAUAGCAAAGAGAUCUAUUCAGAAUUGUGGCUUCAAUUUCCAUCUGACGGUGGAUGCUCAAGGCUUCUCUGGAGGGAUCUGGCUUUUGUGGAAUAACCCAAUUUUUCGCAUUCAAGAAAUUAGCAGGCAUAACCAAGCCUUGCACGUUCAGAUUGAGAAUGGGAUGGAGCAUUGGAAUCUAACUGUGGUAUACGCUAAUCUUCAGGAGACCAAGAGAAGAGAAAUUAGGAGCUUCAUUAGCGACAUUGCAGACACAGUCCAAGGCCCUUGGUUACUUUGUGGAGACUUCAAUGAUAUCGGGAGAAUAGAUGAGAAAAAGGGUGGGGCUCCUCCAGAUAAAGCUCAAAUUAGGAAGUUUACAGAGUGGAUUGACCGUUGCAGUCUUAUUGAUUUGGGUUUUAAUGGCACGAAAUUUACUUGA